AUGAAUCGUAAAGUCAUUUUAUUAAUUUUCUUCUGUUUUCACUCAUCGACAGCUGGGCUGAAUAAAUGUUGCCCAGAAAAUGAAGUCGUACAAAUUGAUUCUAUCGAAGAUAACAAUUUAUCUCCUCGAGAACGUUUCAGUUGCGUGAAAAAGCCAUCGAAACUUAAUAAUGUCAAAAGAAAGCGUGAAUCGGAAAAUUAUGAGAUUAAUAAUAUUACAAUUCCCAUAAAUUUGAUUGCCUACAACAUUUUAAUUGAUGAAAACACCCACUGGCCAGCAUGUGAAGUAUCAUCAUUUAUGAUCCUAACUGGAUCAAUGGAAGUCAGUCAAUCGAAGAGUUGUGUGGACAUAAUGGAUAGUGAUUAUUACGUCUUCUUUUGUGAUGAAAUGAUAGAAACUGAUGAAAAUGAUUCAUUAAAUGUCUUUAAAUUACAAAAGUGUUGUCAAAAAGACUUUUCUUACGACGUCUUUGCAAGAAAAUGUGUAAUUAACAACGAGACAACAUUAAAUGAAGAAUUCAAUACAUUCCUUCAUAACAAGACAAUUAUGUUCGAUUCUGGAAUUCCAGAAUGCAAACCUGAUGAUGUUCUUGUCGAAUAUCAUUCUAAUGUUCACUUAUUAAAAAUGUAUGAGAAUUCUUUGAUUGUAAUGAAAACAGCCGAAAGUGGUCCCGAAAAGUUCAAUGAUAAAAGUUUCUGCGUUGAGAGCACCUUAAACUCAGAACAUGAAAUCGCUGACAGUUCAAUACAAUCUCAGUUGAAAAUGUCAUCCAAGUGGAUUGCAAAAGUGUGUCGACCAGCAAAUGUUAUCUGUAAGAAAAUGCCGUGCGUGCGAAAAUGUUGUAAAGAAGGUCAAAGGAUGGUUUAUGAAAAUGAAACAUUCUGUGAAGAUCAUAACUCUCAUUUGGAUAUGAAAUUUCAUUCAUUCAACUUUGAGUCAUCGCCUGAAGAGCCAAACGAAGUAGAACCAAGUGGUAAGGUUUUAAUCAAAGUCAUCUGGAAAAAUAGAAAUUUACAAUACGGAAAAUAUUUUGAAACGAAACCUGAUUUAUUUAAAGUUUACAAUAACACACCUGGUAUCAUCGCUCCAGAGUACGGAAUAUUGAUGCCAAAACAUUGUGACAAAUUUAUGUUGGAUCGAGAAGAAGAUGCACAUUAUAUCAGUGGAAUUGAUGGUAGUCUCUUUAUUUCAACGAUGGAAAAAUUCCAUUCAAAUAACGAUUAUUGUGUUGACUUCUUUUAUACAAAAGACGAAAUCGAUCCUGAGGUUGACGUCAUUCAGGGCGUAACGUUCGUCUGUUUUGACGAAGAUGAGACAAGAAUGAUUAGACUUCGUUUUCAAAUUUAUGCCACACUUUUAGCCAUUUCCGCUGGCUUCUUAGGCAUCACAUUUAUUGUUUACAUUUUUCUCCCUAAACUUUUAAACCUACAUGGAAAAACGCUAGUGUGUCAUGUUCUUAGUCUAUUUACCGCUUACUCAUUCUUAUCAGCUGUUCAAUUUGCGACAGAUGUUAAAAUGACUUACUGUAAAUGCAUUGGUUACAUUGUUUACUUCAGUUUCUUAUCAGCACUGCUUGAUUCCCUCGUAGCAUUUAUUAAGUCGAUUCGAAUGUCGCAUGGCAUCAGACGAACGAAGGAGGUGAAAAGAUUCUUUUGCUACUCACUAUAUGCUUGGGGCUUUCCUUGUCUUGUUACAAUUCAUACGUACAUGUUGGAUUCACAUAAUGUUUUACCGGAAAAAUUCAAACCAAACAUUGGAGAGUCGUCAUGCUGGUUUGAGAAUUCAUCACCUGGACAUUUGAUAUUCUUUUUGGUCCCAAUUGGAAUACAAAUUUCAAUUAAUUUUGUGUUGUUUAUUAUAACAGCAAUUCAUUGUAACCGUGUCAAAGCAGAAAUCCAUCGAAUGCAAAUGAAUGAUAAUAACGAACAAAAGAAGAAACGUUAUAUUGCUGAUAAAGCGAUCUUUCUAAUGAACUUGAAGCUUUUCAUUGUAAUGGGAAUUUCGUGGUUGCUGGAAAUCAUGGCAACAGUUUACGAUAAUAAACCAUGGUGGUACGUGUCGGAUGGCUUCAAUCUGCUUCAAGGUGUUCUCGUCUUCUUCAUAUUCGUGUUUAAGCGAAAAGUUCUUGUAGCAUUCCAGAAGAAGCUAGGCAUUCGUUCCAUUGGAUUCCGUCCGAAAACGCCAGGUUCAACAUCAACUCACAUGUCAACAGUGGAACUUCACUCAACAGCUUUAAGCAAAUAUAAUGGAAAGAUGUUGAAAAGCAACAGCUCAUCGACGCUUACAAAUACGACAGUAAACCUUAUUAAGAAUUAG
Molecule: messenger RNA, 2316 nt
Organism: Clunio marinus
Lineage: Eukaryota; Metazoa; Arthropoda; Insecta; Diptera; Chironomidae
Source: the annotation of a GenBank genome assembly